AUGACGAGCAGAGUACCGCUUUCCUUCGCGAGCAUCCUAUACGACCGGAUGCAGCCCCUACAGGCGGGUGAGGUGCGCCCAGACGGCCUCGAUCUGAACUUCCUCACGCUGAAUCAUCCCCGCGACAUCUUCGACCGGAUGGCCGGCGGCAAAGAGUUCGACGCCUCGGAACUGUCUCUGAGCGAGUACAUCUGCCGUUACGCAGCUGGCCACCGCGACCUCGUCGCCAUUCCCGUCUUCCCCUCCCGUGCUUUCCGCCACGGCUUCAUCGCUGUCAACAGCCGCACAGUCAGGGAGCCGCGCGACCUCAACAGCAAGAAAAUCGGCGUUCAGCUGUACACGAUGACAGCCGCGGUGUGGAUCCGCGCCGUGCUACAGCAGCAUAGCGUGGACUUGUCUACCGUCCAGUGGGUGCAGGGCAGCAUGGAGAGUGGCGAGUCGCACGGAAGACCGAGCGUUAUGCCACUGACGAAGCCGGUUGACAUUGUGCAGAACAGCAGCGGACAGUCCCUGAGCCAGCUGCUCGAGGACGGCGCUAUCGACGCGACUAUCGGCGCCGACCUGCCGCACUGUCUAGGCAAGGCCUCAUACGUGAAGCGGCUAUUCCCCGAUUUCAAGGAGAUUGAGAAGAGCUACUUCAAGCAGACUGGCAUCUUCCCCAUCAUGCACACCGUCGUCAUUCGCCGCGAGCUGUGCGAGAAGCACCCAUGGCUAGCCACCAGUCUCUACAACGCGCUGAACGACUCAAAGGAAGUAGCGCGCAUCCGCAUGCGCUUCCUAGACUGUCUGCGAUACAUGCUGCCCUGGUUGGCACAUGAAUUGGACGAGAUCGAUGACGUAUUCGGAGGCGAUCCCUUCGUGUAUGGUGUUGAUGCCAAUCGCAAGACUCUGGAGGCUUUGGUUGAUGCGCUUCAUUUGCAGGCCAUGAUUGCUGAAAAGCCCCGGAUCGAGGACUUAUUCGCGCCGAUAAGGGGUCAGAAUUGGAAAGUUGGAUGGGGAACGACGACUAUCACGAGAUAG
This is a messenger RNA of Trematosphaeria pertusa, 1020 nucleotides long. RefSeq lists its product as uncharacterized. Lineage: Eukaryota; Fungi; Ascomycota; Dothideomycetes; Pleosporales; Trematosphaeriaceae. The record is from RefSeq and is a predicted model, not a curated record. Bases 1 to 1020 code for a protein of 339 amino acids. The transcript has a single exon.